Sinocyclocheilus grahami is the source of this 1782-nucleotide messenger RNA. Its product is annotated as small glutamine-rich tetratricopeptide repeat-containing protein beta-like. Gene Ontology annotation, cellular component: membrane; TRC complex. The transcript has 12 exons. Gene Ontology annotation, biological process: post-translational protein targeting to endoplasmic reticulum membrane. The record is from RefSeq and is a predicted model, not a curated record. Bases 115 to 1035 code for a protein of 306 amino acids. Gene Ontology annotation, molecular function: molecular adaptor activity; protein binding. Lineage: Eukaryota; Metazoa; Chordata; Actinopteri; Cypriniformes; Cyprinidae.
AGCAUCCACAGGACUAUAUAUUGAUGUUAUUGAUAUUUUCCGCGAGGUGUGAGAUGCGGGGCUCUUGAAGAGCACGCAAAGGUUUCUCCUUCUGUCCGGUUUCUCCCAAACAAAAUGGCAGUGGAAAAGCGCUUGGCGUAUUCUAUCGUCCAGUUCCUGAGAGAUCAGACUCACUGUGGCUCGCUGAAUUCAGAUGAACAGGAAAGUCUGGAAGUUGCAGUACAGUGUCUGGAGACCACUUUCAAGAUCAGCUCCAGCGACUAUCAUCUUGCCGCCCCUCAGCCGCUGAGAGAGAUAUUCCUCAAUUCCCUCCUCAAAAAUGAUAUUGUUACGCUACCUGAGACGUUUCCAUCUCCAGAGGACAUCGAGAGAGCUGAGCAGCUGAAAAAUGAGGGGAAUAACCACAUGAAAGAGGAGAAUUACAGCAGUGCUGUGGACUGUUACACAAAAGCCAUCGAGUUGGACCAAAGAAAUGCAGUGUAUUACUGUAACAGGGCUGCGGCACAUAGUAAACUUGGGAAUUACACGGAGGCUACGGGAGACUGUGAACGAGCGAUCGCCAUCGACCCGUCAUACAGUAAAGCUUAUGGCAGAAUGGGAUUGGCACUAACUUCCAUGAGCAAGUAUCCCGAGGCGAUCUCUUAUUUUAAUAAAGCUCUGGUGUUAGACCCUGAAAACGACACCUACAAAUCCAACCUAAAGAUAGCAGAGCAGAAACAAAAAGAAGCUGCCAGCCCUACGGCCACAGGACUGGGCUUUGACAUGGCCAGCCUCAUCAAUAACCCCGCUUUCAUUAGCAUGGCUGCCAGUGUGAUGCAAAACCAACAAGUGCAACAACUCAUGUCGGGCAUGAUGUCUAACGCGGUGGGGGGACCUGCAGCCGGAGUCGGUGGAUUAUCUGACAUAUCCAGUCUCAUUGAAGCUGGACAGCAGUUCGCCCAGCAGAUCCAGCAGCAGAAUCCAGAACUGAUCGAACAGCUGAGGAACCACAUCCGGAGUCGCUCCUUCAGCGGCAGCGCCGAGGAAACCUCCUGAUCCCAGCAGACAGGAUCAAGGACGGGCAGGCGGAGAAGAGUCGUAGGUGCAAUCGUUUAAAUCAUUCUUCUAUUCUACUCCAACCCAAGAUAGAGGGCAUGGCACUUUAUAUGGAGAAAUCAGGAGGGAAGAGGAAAAUACACCUUGUACACAGAGAACGGUAUCUUAAUACCCGAGUGAGGUUUCUUUGUGUUUGUGUGUGUAGAUAAUGUUUCAGUCCUCUCUUUAUGAAUGUAGCUGGUAACGACACAUCAGAGUUGAGUUUAUUUUACUAAACGAAUGAUUGGUCAUAUGUUUGUGCCUAUUAACUAGAUGUGGGGCCAUGCUUAUUAAUAUCCAAUCACAUUUUUAGGGAAAGUUCAGUCCUAAAAUGACAAUUCACUGUUGGUUGUAACAUCAUGAGGGUGAGUAAAUGAUGACAGAAUUGUCGUUUUUUUGGGUGAACUACCCCUUUAACACAUACUCUGAUUAUUUUUACUAUAUAUUCUGUUCGUUUUAGGAACAAGAGACGUUUAUGUGUAAUAAUCACUAUAUCAGCUGCUUCACCAGUCCUGUUUGUUUAGUCGUUUGAUUCAUCGGUAAUGACAGCCAAAUAUCAUCUCACUGUUUGCGGUUUUCUUUUGCAUGCUCCAUAAUCUGAUAUUUGCAGUCAGAUGAGUGAUUGAAGCUUAUGUAAUAUGCUUAUAAAACAGAGCAGUAUGAUGUUUUUGUCAAAAAAUAAUGUUAAUAAAUGGGUCUUGAAAUUGA